CCUGAGGCUCCGGCCCGGAUAAAGGCGGUUUCCUCGCCCGCCCGGCCCCGCCGCCGUCUCUGCCGGUGCCACUUGCCACACCAUGGCUCCGGGCUGGACGGAGCGCGACGGCUCGGCACUCUCGGCGGGCCCGCCCCGGCCCCGGUUCGGCCCCCGGCCCCUGCUCCUGCUCCCGCUCCUGCUCUGGGCCCUGCAGCCCGACGGCGCCCGCGCCCAGACGAACGCCACGGCCGUCACCUUCCACCCCACCGACAGGGUGCCGGCUAAUUACAGCUCCCGGGCCUACUCCUGCUGGAGUCAGUACGAAAACCGCAUGGUCAACAUCCACAGGCAGGACCGGUGCCUCUGGGACGUCAUCAGCUGGCCCUACAGCGAGCUGCAGAACUGCCUGGAGCAGGGGGCCGAGGAGAGGCAGCUGGGCUACCCCAACCCCUUGGCCGAGGAAAUCAUCCUCCAAAGCCACUUCACCUACUUCGCCAACUGCUCGCUGGUGGGUCCCGCCUUCGGCGACCCCCCCGAGGACGUGCUCCUGGCCAUGAUCAUCGCCCCCAUCUGUCUCAUCCCCUUCCUCGUUACCCUGGUCGUGUGGCGCAGCAAGGACGGCGAGACCCAAGCCUAGCGUGGACCCUCACCUCCCGACUCUUCCCUCUCCACCCCGGAUCUCCAACCCCAGCCGUCGGGAGGCGGCUCGGAGGGGCGGGACCGGGGGCUCUGUACCGGGGAAGGGUGGGGUCCCGCCGGGGUCCCGCCCCUCGCCCCCUGCCCCUGUUGUUCGGAGGAAAGUAGCCUCUGGGCUGCAGAGUGUCGGAGCCCUCGCAAUAAAAGUCUCCCUGCCGGCC
Molecule: messenger RNA, 839 nt
Organism: Ornithorhynchus anatinus (platypus)
Lineage: Eukaryota; Metazoa; Chordata; Mammalia; Monotremata; Ornithorhynchidae
Gene: RAMP2
Product: receptor activity modifying protein 2
Exons: 4
Coding region: 83-619 (178 amino acids)
Biological process (GO): calcium ion transport; intracellular protein transport; angiogenesis
Cellular component (GO): signaling receptor complex; cell surface; membrane
Molecular function (GO): coreceptor activity
Source: RefSeq, a predicted model, not a curated record